Ipomoea triloba (trilobed morning glory) is the source of this 1786-nucleotide messenger RNA. RefSeq names its product transcription factor MYC1. NCBI's taxonomy places the organism in Eukaryota, Viridiplantae, Streptophyta, Magnoliopsida, Solanales, Convolvulaceae. Gene Ontology annotation, molecular function: DNA-binding transcription factor activity; transcription cis-regulatory region binding; protein dimerization activity. Bases 188 to 1537 code for a protein of 449 amino acids. The record is from RefSeq and is a predicted model, not a curated record. Gene Ontology annotation, biological process: regulation of DNA-templated transcription. The transcript has a single exon. Gene Ontology annotation, cellular component: nucleus.
CCAGAGUGCAGCGCAAUGAGCAGUGACCAGUUUGGCAAAUAGAGAGCAUCGUACUACUUUAUUAUUAAGUAUAGAGUCUGCUCCUUAGCUUCUUCCAUUUUCAAUUCAUCUUCUCCAUUUUCUUCAUCUUUCUUCUUCUUGUUGUUGUCUUGCCCCCGCCCACACAAACCUAACUAAUCAAGAAUUGAUGGACGAACUAAUUGGGACCUCGUCUUCAUCGUCCUCCAUAACUGCCUCUCUUACUCAACCCAAUCACUCAACCCUUCAGCAGCGCCUUCAAUUCAUCCUCAAAACCCAGACCGACAGCUGGGCCUACGCUAUUUUCUGGCAGACCUCGAAUGACGACGAUGGGCGUCUCUUCUUGGCCUGGGGAGACGGCUUUUUCCAGGGGACAAAAGGCGGCGGCAGAGGCGGCGUCCAAACCUCUCACUCUACCCAGCAGUCGGAGAGGAAGAAAGUCAUCAGUGGAAUCCAAGCCCUGAUCGGCACCCAGAACUCCGAGAACGGCGACCUUAUAACCGACGCGGAGUGGUUCUACGUCAUGUCCCUCGCUCGCUCUUUCUCCGCCGGCGAUGGAGUUCCGGGGAAGGCAUUAAGUAUGGGUUCUUUAGUUUGGUUGACUGGGGCCCACCGCCUCCAGAUGUAUAACUGUGAGAGGGCUAAAGAGGCUCAGAUCCACGGUAUUCAGACGCUCGUCUGUAUCCCCACCGGCGCCGGAGUCGUUGAGCUCGGCUCCCUCGAAAUCAUCAAAGAAAACUGGACCUUAGUCCAACAGGUCAAGUCUUUGUUCCCGUUUCCUCAAGAAACAACGCUCUCGUUUGCCGAUAUUGGCCUCGUUAGCACCCAUGAACUCCAACAAGGCCGACCCGGAGAUGCUGAGAAGCAAGACGCACCCAAGAGAGGCGCCGACCCGGAGUCCGAGCACUCCGACUCGGACUGCCUCUUUCUAAAGGAGCAUCCAAGCGUCGACCGACAACAACAAAACGCCCCGAAGAAACGGGGCAGAAAACCCGGAGCCGGGCGAGACACUCCCGUGAACCACGUGGAGGCCGAGCGGCAACGGAGAGAAAAGCUCAACCACCGCUUCUACGCGCUCCGCUCCGUCGUCCCCAACGUCUCAAGGAUGGACAAAGCCUCCCUAUUAUCCGACGCCGUUUCGUACAUAAACUCGCUAAAAGCCAAAGUGGAGGAGCUGGAGUGCCAGCUCCAGCUCAGAGAAUCCAAGAAAGUGAAAAUCGAAGCCGUGGGCGACAACCAGAGCUCCACCUCGGCGGCGUCCUCCGCCGCGUCGCCGGUGGACGUGGAGGUCAAGAUAGUGGGGCCCGAUGCGAUGAUAAGGGUACAAUCGGAAAAUGCAAACUACCCCAGCGCAAAGCUGAUGAAUGGGCUACGAGAACUCGAACUAGCAGUUCAUCACGCCAGCAUAUCUAGCGUCAACGACAUCAUGCUUCAGGACAUCGUGGUUAAGGUUCCCGAAGGAUUAAGAUCUGAAGAUGGAUUAAGAGCUGCUCUUCUUAGAAGAUUAGAUCAGCAUUAAUUAAUUAUUUACCACGCAUAACACAUGUAUGUAUAUAUAUAUAUAUAUAUAUAUAUAUAUAUAAAUAAUUGUACUGUGUGUUCCUUUUUUGCACUAAAUUGCACAUGAACGCUCGAAUUCCGCCAUUCCCGAUUUACUUCCUUUGCUAACUGGCUGGGCAGGUUAAUGUAUGGAUCGAGUUAAAUCGUGAUUCUUUACAAGAUUCGAUCUUAUGGCUACUUAUUUGAAAUAAUAAUAGAUGUGUCAUCA